AUGCAGACAGCCCAGCGCCGUAUCGAGCGGUCCAAGCCUCAACCUUUCCGCUCUGACCACGACCCAGUUACGGGAGGUUCAGUCUGUCGCUUCUUGGGGCGAAAUGGUUCAACACAUUUCACCAACCUGGGUUAUCCCUGGAACGUGAUACCCGAAUAUUCAGAGGGUUUUGAGAGUUUCGUCAAAAGAAUGGAAACGCUACUGAGAAAGAACAAGAGUCAGCAAUCGGAACAAGUGAUAGUCAGGAGGAGCAGGAGUAAAUACAGCAGAUGGGGCAGGAUUUCCCAUUUCAGAGUUUCCAAAUAA
Nezara viridula (southern green stink bug) is the source of this 306-nucleotide messenger RNA. The record is from the annotation of a GenBank genome assembly. Lineage: Eukaryota; Metazoa; Arthropoda; Insecta; Hemiptera; Pentatomidae.